AUUACCCUUUGUCUGCUGCGUUGACCUGUUCUAAGCUGUGUGACGCAUUUGAGCAGGCCUGGGGCAUAUUCUAGUUUUUCAGUUUACAUCAGUUCAGAAACCCGAGCAGCAUGAAUUCUAAACCUAAACCAAUCCUAGCCCCUCUUCCAGACACAUUCUAUUCUAACCUACCAGGCCUCGAACACGAGGCAAAAGACGCAACCGAAUUUUUCGAAACUCGAGUCAAAGAAAGUGAUCGCCGGGAAAUCCCCGAUGAGUUUAAGAAAACAAUUGUCCUCGAGGCUCAAAAGCUUCGACGAGCUCAGACUCGAAAGCCUCGAAUUUCAAAGAAGAUGUUGACCUCCAAGGAAAAACGAGACUUGGGAUUAAAUCGACUUCCUAAAGUUGGAUUGAACUACCAACAGUUUCAGGCUUUGAAUGAUUUGUGGAGAACCUACAUAAUUGAACUAUUGGAACUAGACUCAUUAAAGAAAAGUGGAUGGGAACCAGGUAACCUUGAGGAACCUAGGCUUCAGCAGAUUCAGAUGAAAAUAUGUCGGGCUGAUCUUCAUGGAGCAAUCAUUGAGGUUUCCAAAUCUGAUUGUGGUUCCCAGGAAGGAAGGAAGGGAAUAUGUCUCCUGGAAACUAAACACACUCUACAGAUAAUAUCUACAGAUAAUAAACUCAGGAUGAUACCUAAGAAGGGAACAACGUUUAGUUUUGAGAUCUCUGGUUUCCGUUUCUCCUUCCCUGGUUCAUCCUUCCUAUCCAGACCUGCGGAGCGAGCAACUAAAAAACCCAAGAACAAAAUGCCGCUGGAUUUCUGAACUUGACAUUUUUUAAAUUUGUAAAAUUAUUUUUUUUCAGAAAA
This is a messenger RNA of Eurytemora carolleeae, 850 nucleotides long. Its product is annotated as ribosomal RNA small subunit methyltransferase NEP1. NCBI's taxonomy places the organism in Eukaryota, Metazoa, Arthropoda, Copepoda, Calanoida, Temoridae. Gene Ontology annotation, cellular component: ribonuclease P complex; small-subunit processome; ribonuclease MRP complex. Gene Ontology annotation, biological process: rRNA base methylation; tRNA 5'-leader removal. Gene Ontology annotation, molecular function: rRNA binding; rRNA (pseudouridine) methyltransferase activity; ribonuclease P RNA binding. Bases 111 to 806 code for a protein of 231 amino acids. The transcript is spliced from 6 exons. The record is from RefSeq and is a predicted model, not a curated record.